This is a messenger RNA of Triplophysa dalaica, 1969 nucleotides long. RefSeq names its product coagulation factor II (thrombin) receptor (gene f2r). Gene Ontology annotation, molecular function: thrombin-activated receptor activity. The transcript is spliced from 2 exons. Gene Ontology annotation, biological process: blood coagulation; thrombin-activated receptor signaling pathway; positive regulation of blood coagulation. Lineage: Eukaryota; Metazoa; Chordata; Actinopteri; Cypriniformes; Nemacheilidae. The record is from RefSeq and is a predicted model, not a curated record. Gene Ontology annotation, cellular component: membrane. The coding region runs from base 195 to 1439 and encodes 414 amino acids.
AACAGCGUCUGCGCUUCAGUGUGGGCGUUCACAUCCAGACCAGAGAGGGCGUGAAUCCAUCCUCCCAAAUCUCGCUUGAUUCGAGGACAGCAGCUUUUGUGCUUCUGCUAGAAAGUAAUAGUAAGAACGUCUUUGUGUGCUUUUGGUAUUUCCACCGUUCUGCGUUAUUUUUCCAACCAGUAUAACAUUCAGACAUGAUGUGGAUUAUGGUUUUGAUGGGACUGCUGGCGCUGGAAACCUGCGCAUCUGUGCAGCUGCCGAAUAACGAAACGAAAAAUUUAGUUCGGACAUUCUCGGGUUUCUUCAUCACCGUCACCGACGAGACGAUUGAUUAUCUGGACGUACAAGAGUACAGCGGCUCCGGAUUAGACCCCGCAUCCCCACCCCGGAAAGAUCAUCACCCUGUGGUCAAAAAGCGCUACUACAUCUCCCGGGAGGCCUCCGAAUUUCUAACAGGCCGUGUAGUGACAGCUGUCAUUCCAACGAUAUACACUCUUGUGUUCAUUAUAAGCGUCCCUCUGAACCUCCUUGCGCUUGUUAUGUUCGUGCGCAAAGUGAGGCCGAAGAAACCGGCGGUGAUUUACAUGAUAAAUCUCGCGUGCGCGGACCUGCUGUUCGUGCUCGUCCUGCCGUUUAGGAUAUCGUACCAUUACAACGGAAACGACUGGACAUACGGUGCUGGGAUGUGUCGUUUUGUCACGGCUGCUUUUUAUUGCAACAUGUAUUGUUCUGUGCUUCUGAUCAUGUGCAUUAGUGUGGACCGCUUUAUGGCUGUCGUUUAUCCCAUCGACUCGCUCACGUGGCGCAGUCCCCAAACCGCCUCUGUCGUGUGCGGCGCCAUGUGGCUUUUAUCUAUAGGCGGCGUGACCCCUUUGCUGGUCUCCGAUCAGACCAUCGCCAUCCCUGACCUGGGCAUAACCACCUGCCACGACGUCCUCGACCACCAUCACCUUCGCGAGUACUACCUGUACUUCUUCCCCAUCAUUUCGUCUCUUUUCUUCUUCGUCCCGCUCAUCUUCAGCACCGUCUGCUACGUGCGCAUUAUCCAAGCCUUGUGCGCCGCCAACGUAGAAAACCGCGCGAGGAAAACGCGCGCCGUCUUCAUGGCAGUCGCCGUGUUUUCUGUGUUUGUGAUAUGCUUCACACCCACUAAUAUCAUCCUGUUGUCACAUUAUGUGCGCUUUGCUCACAAGCACAGCGACGAGUCUUACGCCGCGUAUCUGGUUUCCAUGUGCAUCGGGAGCGUCAGCUGCUGUUUAGACCCACUGAUCUACUAUUUUGGGUCGUCGCAAUGCCAAAGGCAAGUUUUGGCAUUGCUCAGGUGUCAGGGGCUACAACACAUCGAGAGGAGCGCGCAGUUCACCAGCAGCACCAGGUCAAGCAAGUUGGAGACGUUUAAAAGCAGCGUGAGUAACCAGUAUCGGAAACUAAUGGGAUGAGACUUUCAUUCACAGGUGGUCUAGCUAAUAAAAAAUGUAUCUCUUGCAUUUCCUUGUUUGUACCCAAGUUGCUUUGUUUCUUUUUUCUUUUAAAUCAUGUAUAUACCACUUUGUUUUUGUAUGCGUAAAGUGUGAAAAGCUAUUGUGUUCUUGACACUAUUAACACAUAUGUUGCCUACUUGUCAGAUUCUUAACGGUUGUACUGUAAAAAUAAUAAUCAAAUUGUAUAUUUUGAAUACUGUAUAUUUCUGUAUAGUUUUCUCUUGAUAUUUAGCUAAAAAAUACUAAAAUCAUGUAAUUGAUUGAUGCCACAAUUUACAUCAAUGCAAAGCAAGCAUGUUUUGUUGGGCGCACUGGUGUACUGGUUUGUCUGCUGCACAUUUGUAAACAGAGACACCUAAAGCCGCAGAUUAAAAAAAAGUUUUUUAACUGUUUUUACUGUUUAUAGAUAUGUGUUUAGGAAAAAUAUUUUUGUUUCAUUCUGUGAAUUUAUAACUUCUUAAAAUAAAAAUUUCAUUUCCUUAAAUGAA